Messenger RNA from Condylura cristata (star-nosed mole), 2380 nucleotides. It is a transcript of the gene RPAP2, whose product is annotated as RNA polymerase II associated protein 2. Lineage: Eukaryota; Metazoa; Chordata; Mammalia; Eulipotyphla; Talpidae. Gene Ontology annotation, molecular function: RNA polymerase II CTD heptapeptide repeat phosphatase activity; RNA polymerase core enzyme binding. The coding region runs from base 1 to 2049 and encodes 682 amino acids. Gene Ontology annotation, cellular component: cytoplasm; nucleus. The transcript has 14 exons. The record is from RefSeq and is a predicted model, not a curated record.
AUGGACGCGCCUCCUGGGGUGGACCUGCUGGCGGACCCCAGUGACCCUCUUUCCCCUACGCCGCAGUGGUGCCGGGUUCUCACAGGUGCCCCCCUCUUCCCGGUAGCGGGACUUGGGAAUGGAAAGGAAUGGGAAAAGGCUGCCUCCACAAGUAUCCAAAGCUUGCGUUUUCGGGAGCGCUUAAUCUGUCACGGAGAAAAUGCAGAUUGGAAGGAACGCCGCCUGCAGGUCAUUGGGGCAACAAUCUGUUCUGCAACUGCUGUGUUUGUGUACACUGAAACUGCUGUUUUAUUUUUCUUAAUCGUAGAUAAGAAGACGAGGGCUUUGAAACAAGAAGAUGCUUCUAAAAGGAAAGCAGAACUAGAAGCAGCUGUGAGAAAGAAGAUUGAGUUUGAAAGAAAAGCCCUGCACAUUGUUGAACAGCUUUUAGAAGAGAAUAUUACAGAAGAAUUCCUGAGAGAGUGUGGAAAGUUUAUCACACCUGCUCACUACAGUGAUGUCGUGGAUGAGCGUUCUAUCAUCAAACUCUGUGGUUAUCCUUUAUGUCAGAAGAAGCUAGGAAUUAUACCAAAACAGAGAUACAAAAUUUCUACCAAAACCAAUAAAGUCUACGACAUUACUGAAAGAAAGCUGGGUGACUUUCAACGAUUUACUUACUCUGAGUAUUCAAGUGUUUUUGUCUGUAACACAGCGAUCAUAAAGCAUCCUGAUUUUCAGUUGCUACAGGAAGGACAAAGUGGCCAUUCUGGAGAAGAAGUACAGUUAUGCACGAAGGCCAUUGAAACAUCAGAUAUCGACAAUUUUGGCCAUUUUGUGAAGCAUUAUGAUUCUACUUCUUCUAACACUCAUAGUGACAGUAGCAGUGAUAAUGAACAAGACUUUGUUUCUUCCAUUCGAGCAGGAAACAGACCAAAUGCAAUGUGUAUUAAGCCACAGCUGCACAAAAAAGGCAUAAUGAUAAAGAAAGCAAGUCAAAAAGCUAACUCCAACUGUGAAGACAAAGAACAGACAAUAGUAGGUGUCACUGAGCAGUUAGAUAAUUGCAGGCUAGACAGUCCAGAAAAAGCAGCUACUUACGAAUUUCCCUUGCAGAAAGUAAAUAGUCAGAUUUCUUCACAUAAUCUUUUGCAAGAAAAAUUAGAAGCUUCAGAAAUUUCUGAAAAUAAAUACAAUAGUUCAAAAAUAACACUAGUAGGUAUAAGUAAGAAAAGUGCUGAGCAUUUUAAGAGGAAAUUUGCCAGAUCAAAUCAAGUUUCUAGGGUAGCUUUUAGUUCAUUGCAGGUGUGUCCUGAAGUUGCAAAGAAAAACUUACUGAAAGCCCUGAAGGAGACUUUGAUUGAGUGGAAAACAGAAGAAACUUUGAGGUUUUUGCAUGGCCAAAAUUAUGCUUUUGUGUGUCUGGCACCCUCUUCAGCCCCUCUAGUUAAAGAAGAACUUGAUGAAGAUGAUGUAAACUCUGACUUCGAUAGUCAUUCCCCUGCCUUGAAGGAAUCUCUGAACAGCUUGGAUGAGUCUUUACCUUUUAAAGCCUCCGAUACAGCUAUUAAACCACUGCCAAGUUAUGAAAACUUGAAAAAAGAAACUGAAACAUUAAAUCUGAGGAUCAGGGAGUUUUAUAGAGGACAAUAUGUAUUGAAUGAAGAAAACACCAAAUCACAAAACUCAGAAAAGCAUGAUCCCACCUUUCCACUGAUAGACUCAAGUUCUCAGAACCAGAUCAGAAAACGCAUUGUACUUGAAAAAUUGAGUAAAGUAUUGCCUGGACUUCUAGGGCCUCUUCAGAUAACACCAGGAGAUAUUUACACACAACUUAAAGAACUUGUUAGAACAUUCAGAUUAACGAACAGAAAUAUCAUACACAAACCGGCAGAGUGGACCUUAAUUGCUCUGGUGUUGCUGUCACUGCUGAUCCCAACUCUUGGUAUUCAGAAGCAUUCUCAGGAAAAUGCCGUGUUUACACAGUUUAUAUCCACCCUGCUUGAAGAAUUACACUUAAAGAAUGAAGACCUUGAAAGUCUGACCAUCAUCUUUAAAACCAGAGUAGUGUAAUCCAUGAAGAGACUAGAAGAUGAACAUCUCUGUUCACCAUUUCUGAAACUCUGGCCAGAUGAUGGUUCAGUGGUCUCAAGAAAGACUAUGUAGGCCCCCUGGCUCCUUGUAUCGCUGGCUAUAACAAACAAAAAUUUGUCUUAAAUUGAAACUAUCAUGUCCUUUGAUUCCAGCCAUUAUGUGUGUUAACAAAAAGUUAAAUCAAAAAAUGCAGUCUAACAUAUGUGCUUUGGAAAUCUUCAAUAGCUGGUGCAACUGGUUGAAGUGCAGCACUGCAAGCGAGCCACAGCUGCUUUAGUGUGAGUUCAAUCCCUGACCCCGGAGGUGAUCU